Messenger RNA from Thunnus maccoyii (southern bluefin tuna), 1726 nucleotides. Its product is annotated as T-cell-specific surface glycoprotein CD28-like. Gene Ontology annotation, biological process: T cell receptor signaling pathway; regulation of T cell proliferation. The transcript has 5 exons. The coding region runs from base 168 to 740 and encodes 190 amino acids. The record is from RefSeq and is a predicted model, not a curated record. Lineage: Eukaryota; Metazoa; Chordata; Actinopteri; Scombriformes; Scombridae. Gene Ontology annotation, cellular component: external side of plasma membrane.
AGUUGCUCUGUGUUACUGAACAGACAUGGUUUUCGUUAGUGUGUUGCCACAAACCUUGCUGCAGUGAGUGUUGUACCAAUCCCCUUGCACCUUGUACUGUGCAGGGGAAGACACUGUUCCUCGAUACAGCUUAAUAUUAAACACUGAAUUAUUGACACAAGGACAAGAUGAAAGCGGGAGUCCUGUGGAUGGUGAUUGUGUGUUUGAGUGAUGGAAAGGUCACAACAUGCUCAGUGGAGACCACCGUCACAGUGUCACACCUCAGUAAAGUAUCCAUAUCCUGUCCGUCAAACAUGGCCAAUUCCGAACUCAGCUACCUGCUCCUUCUCAAUGACAGCUGCAUCAGCCGAAUACGUCUGUCCAAGGAGUCUGGUUCUGGAGUGUUCUCCAGUCAGUAUGAAAUCACAGCCAACAACAGUGGAGUGUACAUCUGUAAGAAGGAGGUGAUUUAUCCUCCACCAUACAAAGAGGAGUGUCACUCCACUAAAGUAAUAGUGGCAGAAAAGCAGAAAACCAAUGAGACUGCCCUAGAAGCCAAUCAGAGCUGCCAAGUCAAGUCUCCACUCAUCCCAGAAGUGGUGUUGUGGGCAGGAUGUGGUGUUCUGUUGGUCUACAGCCUGUCAAUCACAUGCAUCACCUGCAGCAUUGUUCUACGGAGGAAGCUGAAGAGGGAUGAAGAGGAUACAAAUGAGUAUGUCAACACCAGACCUGGAGAGAUAAGGAAACACAGCAAAACCUAAUGACAAUUUAUAUUGUAAUAUACAAUAACAUAUCAAAGCUAUUAAAUUGAUGAUAUGUGAGACUUUUCAAUACAUUGGAGAGUUGAUUUAAAUUACAAAUAUUGUAAUUUAAAUCUCAGUUACUUGUUUUUUAGUUAAAAGCUGACAUUAAACUACAUGAAAGAAUUAAUGCAUAUAUAUAUAUAUAUAUAUAUAUAUAUAUAUAUAUACACACACACACACACACACACACACACACACACACAUAUAUAUAUAUGUAUUGUUUUGCCAUUGAAAAUAUAGAUGCAACACUUGGCUAAUACAGUCAAUAUAACUGUUUAGAAUGUUUUUUUCCCCUAAACCAUUAUGUAAUGGGGACUGAAGAAAAGAUGUAAAUGUUUGUAAUAUUUAUGACCAGCAUGUUUUUACUGUGCAAAAAUGAAUUGUGCAGCAUGUUCUGCAGUGGAGGUAAUCAGUUAAUUUGGUCUGGAUGAGAAGAAUGAACACCAGUAUCCAUCAAUUCCAGGGUAUCUUUGCUCAGGUUACUCAAAUAGACCUCGCCUCAUGUUUUGUGAUUGCAAACUGAAAAAGCUGAAAAUACUCAGCAUUACUCUUUAAAACAAAAUGCUGUCUUCUGUCUGUAUUUUUCACAUACAGUUGGAGUUGGACAGUGUGUAUUUGUUCAGUGGGCAGGGAUGUUCAUGAUAUUAUGUCUCUUACUUUGCUAUUAUUACCACAUUUUUUGUGUCAAGAUACUGAAAUAAAGAUGCAGUUUAACAAUGUGAAGAGCUAUUGAAAUAUUACAUUGCAUGUAAAUUGUACAUUACAGAACCCCUAAAGUCCCAAAAGGUGGUUUGUUUUUUUUAUCUUGUGCGCACAAGUUAAUAUCAUAUAGGAACAAGUUAUUAUCUUGUGUUCACAAGAUAAAAAAUACCACCUUUUGGGACUUUAGGGACUCCGUAGUACACUGUAUUCUCAAUAUUUUCUUUUAAAAAAUUUUUUGAAAA